ACGUUAGUGGAAUCCUAGUCAAGAAUUACGAAAUAUUAAGAAUAACAUACACGCAUGAUACACUAGUACACGAGAAAAGAUAAGAUGUCGUUUCUGCAAAUUAAAGUACCUCUCAGGUUAACGCUAGCUUUUGCUGUUGUUGUCAUGUUUCCAGCUCUAGUGCUUGUUCCUGCAAGCGACGCAGCACUCCCUAAUGUUGGCAACUGCACUUUCAUGGAGUACUACUGCGAUGGCCUUAAAUGCAGCACACUGUUCUAUCAAAGACUCCAGAAAGACCCAAAAGGAGAUUGCAGUGCUAAAUUCAACCAACUUUUGGAUUGUGUGAGCAAGUCGAUACAUAUUUGUGUUAACGACGAGCUGCCUGAAAGCCAGAUCAGAGGAAUUGUUUACCGAUCUUUCAAAGAAAGCACAUUAUGUAUUGAUGGUAUGACGGGCAUACCCACCAUGCCCCCGGGAUCAGCUGGCCUCUCGUGUUCUGCUUCGUUCAGCAGUGACGCAGACGCAUGCGUGAAAACAUUCCAUGAAAAGUUCGCUGCAGAUAAGUCGGACCCGUCACUUUGCCCGGAGCAAGCUAAAGCAAAGAAGUGUUUGAAGAACCUGAUAGAUUCGGAUUGCACGUUUUCUUCUCCCAUCCAGGAAGCGUUGGACUUGGGUCUCGGCGACUACAAUCCUUUCUGUCCCAACCGUCGGGACCCUGGGGCGACUGGAAAGGAUCAGUGCGAUGGCGUGAGCGAUCUGGACAACCCGUUCAACGCAGCCGCUGGCCUUAAACCUAGUGUCGUGCAGGCUCUUUUGUUUUCUUUUGUUGCGCUGUUGCUCGUUGUUAAGAUUUGAAACAACAGAGUAUGGUCAUAUUCAUCCUUAUAAGUGGAAGCGUUUUUAGUUUAAAACAACAACUUGUUUUGUUUUCUGUAAAAUUUAGCACGAGUACAAAGACGGCCCUUAUAUGUUAACUGUUUUCUGAUAAGCUAUGUAGCGAAAUUGUACUUUUUAAACUAAUAAAUGUUUCUGUUUCAAUCAUAUCAGACUUCUCUGAUAUUAGCGCCAUUAUAAA
Molecule: messenger RNA, 1054 nt
Organism: Orbicella faveolata
Lineage: Eukaryota; Metazoa; Cnidaria; Anthozoa; Scleractinia; Merulinidae
Source: RefSeq, a predicted model, not a curated record